AUGACAUUCGAUCGAGUAGUGGCGAUUUUUCUCUUGGUCAGUGCUUGUCACGGCAUCAUUCCGCCCUCGGAGAAGGCAACGUCACGAGAAGCGCCGUAUUUUGUGUACAUUUCGGACGGGUAUUCGUACUGCGGGGGAGCAAUUAUACAAAAAGAUGUAAUCAUCACCGCAGCUCAUUGCCUGAAGGAAUUUAUGACAAAUUACAAGUCAAUUGAAGUAACUGCUGGCACGACAACUCCCAAUGCUCGUGAUAAAAACGCCCAACGUCUCUCCGUCAAAGAUGCCAUCGUUCACGAAGGCUACAAACUCGGCGAAAACGGCGUUCAAGCUUACAACGACAUCGCCAUCAUCAAACUUUCCAAGCCUUUCCGUGCCUCAAACAAUCUCCAACCCAUCAAAAUCGCCCGUUUCGACCCCCAAACCACUUUAUGGGUCUACGGUUACGGCAGCACUCACGAAACCUUCAACGUUCCCUCCGACGAGCUUCGCCGCAAAAAUGUCACGUUCAUCCCGGAUCCCGAUUGCCAAAAAAUUCUCGACGCAACCCGAACGAAAAGUGUGAAACAGCGUUACGAAAUUUGCAUGAGCACGAGCAUGUGUCACGGCGAUUCCGGAAGCCCCGUGAUCCAAAUUCAGCAGGGAAGCCCGCGAAUUGUCGGAAUUGCGUCGUGGGUCGCUGACGAUAUCUACGGGUGUGAUACGCCGCCUGCGGUCGCUGUGAACGUUGCGGAGUUUGGAUCGUGGAUUGGCGAGGCGCUCAAGAAACUCGGUAGAAAGUGA
Molecule: messenger RNA, 780 nt
Organism: Culicoides brevitarsis
Lineage: Eukaryota; Metazoa; Arthropoda; Insecta; Diptera; Ceratopogonidae
Product: trypsin I-P1-like
Exons: 2
Coding region: 1-780 (259 amino acids)
Biological process (GO): proteolysis
Molecular function (GO): serine-type endopeptidase activity
Source: RefSeq, a predicted model, not a curated record